This is a messenger RNA of Siniperca chuatsi (mandarin fish), 8500 nucleotides long. It is a transcript of the gene hecw2a, whose product is annotated as HECT, C2 and WW domain containing E3 ubiquitin protein ligase 2a. The coding region runs from base 818 to 5407 and encodes 1529 amino acids. The record is from RefSeq and is a predicted model, not a curated record. Lineage: Eukaryota; Metazoa; Chordata; Actinopteri; Centrarchiformes; Sinipercidae. Gene Ontology annotation, molecular function: ubiquitin-protein transferase activity; protein binding. The transcript has 30 exons. Gene Ontology annotation, biological process: regulation of dendrite morphogenesis.
CAGAUUUUGUGCAGCUGCCGGGACUGGUGGGAGGACGUCGGCACUGACUGCAGCACAUUGCGAUGCAGGAGAGGGAGAAUGAGGACGCGGUGCCUGUAUGAGCUGCACGCCUGAAGCCCGCAGCAGCUGCAGCGUCCUGUGCGGGCGGAGCGCGGGGAGCUGUUGGUGGAGUUUAUGCGCACACCUCUGGAAGCCGCUACCGAAGAGGGCCGAGGUGUCUCUGCAGCGCCGCGGCUUUUCAGAGGGAUACCGUCUCGAUACGUGACUCCGAGCCCAAAGCUGCCCUGGCUCGGGAUCUGAGACGGAGGGAGGGAGAGGGAGGGGGAGGUGGGGGCACCCCGCCCGUCUCUCCUCAUUUGGACUGCAGGGAUAACGACCUAAACCGUGAUGUCCCCGCGCACAAACCACUGAGCAGGUGUUGCUGGCAGCGCUGUCACCGUCCGUACACCGUUUUCUUCCAUCCCGCACUUCUGCGCCAAAGAUUCCCAUUGACUUUGGAGAACAAGAAAUAAGAGUGGCAAAGAUUGUGACUGUCGUUGGAGAUCUUCUACUUCGACAGGUCUGUUAUGAUCCAAGGACCAAAAGGGCAGAUAACGUGUCCUCUGUGGAGAAGGAGUCAACACAUAAUUUCUAAGGCUCCCGUAUGUUUCCAGUCAAGACAGCCUCUCAAAACCAACUCUCGCUGUUCAAACAUGAGGAUUUAAGUUGAGUCAACAGGGAUAAAUGCUUUAAAUUUGUCGUCACUUCCACGACCAGCCCAAUCGAUAAGAAGCUCCUGCUCAUCAUCUUAUUAUUGUCUCUUUACCAAUCGUGCAACAUGCGUCCUUCCCUUGCCACGGCAGUCCUACCGCCAAGGACCCGUUCCCACAAUCCACCCAACCUCCCAGUGGGGGGCCGAGAACACUUGUCAGCUCCACGAAGACGCAGCCCCCACCUCCGGCACACCCUCAGCCCGGAGAACCUACGAACCCUGGCGGAGAGGGGCGGGGCUGCCGUCGAUACCGUCUCUGUUGUCAGCAGUCCUAUCGGCCUUCCGCGGGCAAACAGUGACACAGAUCUGGUGACCUCCCAGAGCCGGUCCUCACUAACGGCGUCCACUCUGGAGUACACGCUGAACCGCGGCCAGAACCUCGUCAUAUCUUGGGAUAUCAAGGAGGAGGUGGAUGCUACCGACUGGAUCGGGCUGUACCACAUUGAUGAAACCAAUCCGUCCAAUGUGUGGGACUGUAAGAACCGAGGGGUGAAUGGCACCCAGAAGGGUCAGAUCGUUUGGAGGCUGGAGCCCGGGCCCUACUUUAUGGAGCCCGAGACCAAGAUCUGUUUCAAGUAUUACCAUGGAGUGAGCGGAGCCCUGAGAGCCACAACCCCCUGCAUCACCGUGAAGAAUCCUGCAGUCCUGGUGGAGGGACUGGCAGAGCAGGUGGGCAUUGAACAUCCACGAAAACUGAUCAGCUUUACUUUGACAGAUCUGCGUGCCACUGGCCUGAAGAAGGGCAUGUUUUUCAAUCCGGACCCGUACCUGAAGAUGUCCAUCCACCCGGGGAAGAGGAGCGUCUUCCCCAUCUUCAGCCACCACGGACAAGAACGACGAUCAGCCAUCAUCGCUAACACCACCAACCCCGUCUGGCAUGGAGAGAAAUACACGUUUGUAGCACUAAUGACAGACAUCCUGUACAUCGAAGUAAAGGACAAGUUUGCGAAAAGUCGACCGAUCAUCAAGCGCUUCCUCGGUCAGCUCACUAUCCCUGUGCAGCGGCUUAUUGAAAAAAUACCUGGAGUCCAGCCUGUGAGUUUCUCCCUGUGUCGGCGCCUGCCCACUGAACAUGUAAGCGGCCAGUUGCAGUUUAAAGUGGAGCUCACCUCGACCGGGCCUGAUGGAGCCUCUCCUGAGUCUAUCAUUGGCAUGUCAUCCUUGAAUGGAGCUCCAGGGACUCCAUCCGAUGAUGAGGACCUGCCCCAUCAUCUUCCGGGAGUGAUCUCGGCAGGCCCUUCUCCUACUGGCUCCCAGGGCUCCCAAGGCAUGUGGGAAGGCGGGGCCAUGGCCUUCCCAGAAAAGGAGCUGCCUCUUGUUGGAGCCGAAGGUAGAUUUGCGGAGCCUGUGAGCCUGUCAAGCCAUGAAAUGCUCCAGAGAUCACUCAUUGAGGGCCUGGAUGCCAUUGAGGCCCCCAAAGGCCCUGGUGAAAGACCCCUGGGCGCGGCCUCGCCUAAACUGCGCUCUAGCUUCCCCACACACACAAGGCUCAGCGCCAUGUUGCACAUCGAUUCAGACGAGGACGAGGAGAGGUCUGGGGCCAAUGACAUCACUCCGGUGCCGCUGUCACCACUGCUGAUGAAUGGAGAACCUCCAGAUGUCAGCGGCCCCGAUGAAGAGGACCCGUUUCCUGAGCUCCAGCAGGAGCCUGAGCAGCUGGAGCCCUCAGUGCUAGAGGAGGAGCCCGAGGGUGCAGGUGGUGCGACAGACGACGUGCCCCCUGAUGCAGAGGUGGCCCUGGAAAUGGGGGCAGGUCUGGACUUGGAGGAUGUUUUGGAGCCAGACGUCUUCUCCGAAGUGGAGGAGGCUCCUUUCACAGAGGCUUUGUCCCAUAAUGCUAUGCCAGAGGAUGAAGUGCAUGAGGAAGGAAGGGGGCCUGGCGAGGACCUCUCCUCAGAGAUUGACACCUGCUCCAUGGCAACAGCUCCGCAGACUGUCUUCUCAUCAUCGGACAGCUGUCCAAUCACGUUGACUACUGCUGUGGAAGCGGAGGAGGGAGCGGAGACGGCCAUAGAUCCUGGGGGAGAUGUAGUUUCCGGCACCCCACCAACCAAUCAAGCUGUAGAUGAUGAAGGUGGGGGGCAAGUCGUUUUCACUGAGGCUGAAGGAGGAGCUCCCCCAGCCAGCGAGGAAGAGGAGGUCCAUGGGAUCAGCGUGAGGAGGCUGAGCCUGCAAGCUGCCGGGGGCGUGGCUGAAGAACAGGCAGGGGCGGGGAUAAAGCCACAUGAGGAGGCGGGUUCUGUAGAUUCAGAGCAAGUCACCACAGAAACAGAUGGAGAGGAAGGUACUCACGUCAACGGCCAUCCUGUACGUUCGCUUCCUUCUGUACGUCAUGACAUCCACCGAUACCAACGUGUGGACGAGCCUCUACCUCCCAACUGGGAGGCUCGGAUCGACAGCCAUGGGAGGAUCUUCUUCGUGGACCACGUGAACAGAACCACCACAUGGCAGCGUCCCACCGGACCUCCUGCCCCGCAGGGCCUGACCCGCUCCAACUCCAUUCAGCAGAUGGAGCAACUCAACCGCAGGUACCAGAGCAUCAGGAGGACCAUAACCAACACUGAUCGGGCAGAGGAAGCCUCGGUUGACCUGCUUCCUGAACCAGAAAGUGACCUGAUGCCUCACAACAUUUCUGAAUACCGACGAGAAAGUGCAGUCGCUCACUCCAGUGGUCGUUCGCGUCUCUCCCUGCUGCUCCAGUCGCCCAGCGCCAAGUUCCUGUGCAGCCCUGACUUCUUCACCGUGCUGCAUUCUAACCCUAGUGCCUACCGCAUGUUUACGAGCAACACCUGCCUGAAGCACAUGAUCAGUAAGGUGCGUCGGGACGCUCAUUACUUUGAGCGCUACCAACACAACCGCGACCUCGUCACCUUCCUCAACAUGUUCUCCAACAAGCAGCUGGAGCUUCCCCGGGGCUGGGAGAUGAAGCAUGAUCAUACUGGGAAGCCCUUCUUUGUGGAUCACAACUGUCGCUCCACGACCUUCAUUGACCCACGGCUGCCCCUCCAGAGUUCUCGCUCCACCGGGCUGCUGGCCCACCGCCAGCACCUGAGCCGCCAGCGCAGCCACAGUGCUGGGGAGUGCUUCCUUUUGUCACAGGUAGUGGACGACUCUCGCCAAAUCAACCCGCCCGUCAUGCCACGCCCAUCCAGCACCUUCAGCGGCUCCAGUCGAAGUCAGUACCAAGAUGUGGUGCCUGUGGCCUACAAUGACAAGAUUGUGGCGUUUCUACGGCAACCCAACAUCUUUGAGAUCCUGCAGGAAAGGCAACCCGAGCUUGCCAGAAACCACUCGCUCAAGGAGAAGGUGCAGUUUAUUCGCAGUGAGGGAGUCAGUGGGCUGGCUCGUCUCUCUAGCGACGCUGACCUCGUCAUGCUGCUGAGUUUAUUUGAGGAGGAGGUGAUGUCAUAUGUACCACCAUUACUCCACCCGAGUCACUGCCUCUCCUCUCCUCAGAGCUCCCCUGGCACCCAGCGAGCCAAUGCCCGUGCUCCUGCUCCCUAUAAGCGAGAUUUUGAGGCUAAAUUGAGGAACUUCUAUCGAAAGCUGGAGACCAAGGGUUAUGGACAGGGACCGGGAAAAGUCAAGCUCAUCAUACGCAGGGACCACCUUCUGGAGGACGCCUUUAACCAGAUCAUGUGUUACUCCCGUAAAGACCUACAGAGGAGUAAACUUUACGUCAGCUUUGUGGGCGAAGACGGGCUGGACUACAGUGGACCCUCCAGAGAGUUUUUCUUCCUGGUGUCCAGAGAACUGUUCAACCCGUACUACGGCCUGUUUGAAUAUUCAGCCAAUGACACGUAUACUGUCCAGAUCAGCCCCAUGUCUGCUUUUGUAGACAACCACCAUGAAUGGUUUCGCUUCAGUGGGCGUAUCCUGGGCCUGGCUCUCGUCCAUCAGUACCUGCUGGAUGCCUUCUUUACCCGACCCUUCUACAAGGGGCUUCUUCGCAUCCCAUGUGACCUGAGUGACCUGGAGUUCUUGGAUGAGGAGUUCCACCAGAGCCUGCAGUGGAUGAAGGACAACGAUAUUGAAGACAUGCUGGAUCUCACCUUCACUGUCAAUGAGGAGGUCUUUGGACAGAUUACAGAGAGAGAGCUGAAGCCAGGCGGGGCUGGUAUCCCUGUGUCAGAGAAGAACAAAAAGGAGUACAUUGAGCGAAUGGUCAAGUGGCGUAUAGAGAGAGGAGUGGCCCAGCAGACGGAGAGCCUGGUCCGAGGCUUCUAUGAGGUGGUGGAUGUGCGACUGGUGUCUGUGUUUGAUGCCAGGGAGCUGGAGCUGGUGAUUGCAGGCACUGCAGAGAUCGACCUGGCAGACUGGAGAAACAACACAGAGUACAGAGGAGGUUACCAUGACAACCAUAUAGUGAUUCGUUGGUUCUGGGCAGCUGUGGAAAGGUUCAACAAUGAGCAGAGGCUGAGGCUGCUGCAGUUUGUGACAGGCACCUCCAGUAUUCCCUACGAGGGAUUUGCCUCUCUACGGGGCAGUAAUGGACCCCGCAGAUUCUGUGUGGAGAAGUGGGGGAAAAUCACCUCCUUACCCAGGGCUCACACUUGCUUUAAUCGUUUGGACCUCCCACCUUACCCCUCCUUCUCCAUGCUCUAUGAGAAGCUGGUCACUGCUGUAGAGGAAACGAGCACGUUCGGUUUGGAGUAACCUCGAAUCAGCUCACACCCAGGUCUAACUUGGGAGAGAGAACCAUCUGGAAAUCCACCUUUCUCACUUAGGAGAGAAAUGGAAUAUAAAACUAAUAUCCUCAAAAGGCAACUAACCCCCCCGUGGACAACUCUGCUGUUUUCCCAGACUGGCUUUUCAUCACUCAGCACGCAGCCUUCGAUCCGAUUCUCUGCCUUUCUCUCACAUAUCUAAUAGAAGUCGAUCAAGUGAACACCUUCUGGAAGAAAGGCGAAGAAUCGGAGAAUAGUUUAAACAGCUGUACAGUACAAUUUCUUGUUUUCAUGGUAACCUUUGUUCAUUGAGCCACAUGUGUGCUUUAUCUCUUCAGUUAAAGGCCUUGUUUACUGGAUUUCUAGCACCUUCUGUCCUCCUCCUCCAACCUGCACCUCAGAGACAGCUGCUCAAAAACCACCCUCCCUUCUCCCUCUCUGGACCUCUAAACUGUGUCCUUUCUGCACUGGGGCUGCAACGUUGUGAACUAUAAUACACACACACACACACACACACACACACUAAUCACCUUUGCACAAAACACACACAAACAUGGGACAUUUUGUUUUUAUUGAUGGUGCAAACUAGUGUUUCCCCCAAGAUUUUUUAUCAGCAUUGAAAGACGUGACAUUUUAGAUUUACAAAUGGAUGUUGGCUGGUCCUCCUUGCCUGUCUGAGAGCAGGGGAUAGAUACAUUAGUGUACACCGAUACACACGCAAACAGAUACGCAUACACAAAAUUGCAUAAAACCAGUUGUUCUAUGACUGAAAAUACAUUUCUUUUCACAGCUUUGAUUCCUGAAUACGCUGGACAAUGAGUCACAAAUCAUCAGUGACAUUCAUGGACAGUGUUAUUGACCCAUUGUGAUAAUGACAGCAGGUUCUGGUCAGGACUGUUACUUCAAUACUGCGACACCAGAGCUCUUACAUGGGCACGAAAGGUAAAGACACAUCUGAGACAUGAAGCCCUGUUUCUGCAUAUACUCAACAAGAACACCUAGUAUCAUACACACAAACACAUGCAUACAGUAUUACAGCAUUAGUCUUGAUGCUGCGGGUGCACUCACUCCAGUAUACAGAUACAUUUACUGACACACUUCAGUCAGAUAGAAGUGCAGGGUUUGUUUUUCAAACUGUUCCACACAUUUAUCAUGAGCAAUAGAUGCACUUUCUCACACAGACAGAUGACGACAGAUGACACACAAGGCCCUUCUCACUGAUGUAAUCGCCUCCCACCCAAUGAAAGUGAUGAAUGUACCAAAUAACUGACUGAAUGUAUGAACCUCAAGCAACUCUGUUCGGCCCCUGAGGAAGAUUUCAAGCAGGCUGAAGAGGAAACACAGAGUGGAAAGUUGGAAGUGCAGGGAAAGGAAAUCAAAUGUGACACAGUUGCUUGAGGAAUGAGGACGCGCUUCACUCGACGUUGACACCGGAUUAGGCCUUGUUAGCUGAAAGACACUCGCCUGGUGUCAUCCAGGUACCUGGUCAGGGUGCAGUGGUGGGAUCUUUAGUGCCUCCUGGGUUUUCCUGACCAUAAAGUGAAAUUUCAUAAGGAAAGCUACGUUAUUUCCUUGUAAAAAUUCGGCCAGAUCCAUGUCUCACAAAUCAAAGAUGGUGAAACGUGAGGCUCUGCGGUUUAAAUUCCCAAAACAGAUAUCAACACAAGGGGGCAGUAAGGUUUGCUGUCAUUACUAUGGCAUGGUCAAAACAAAGAACCAGUGAUCUUCUCCUUUCUGAAUGACCUGACCAGGUGUGAUGAUGAUGAUGAUGUUCUCGAUAGUUUUGUCUUGAAAGCAUGUGAUAAAACAUUCUCUAAAUCUUAAGUGUACGACACAAACCCUGAGGACCCUUUCACUCAGUCUCUCACACACUUUCUUACAUGCAUACACGAACACACACAGUCGUUUUCUAUCGGGUGCAUGCAAGAUUACACCUACUGUACAGAGUCCUGUUGGAGUUAGACCACAGGGGCUGGAAUAUUGCUAGAGAGCCCCACAUGUGAUGCAAGAUGUGGAGGCAGACUUUAGUAUCCCAGCCCCCCUCCCAGUCCAAUACUGCAUGCGGGAUCUUCCUGGUCAGCUCUGUGAGCUGUGCUGAGGCAGAAACCCCUAGAUGGUGUUGUGUUAUAGCUUGAUAUUGCAUGCUGAAAUAGUGCAACACACUGUCCUUACUAGCUUUUUUUGCAUGAGGAUAUUGCUAUCCAUUCAGAAAAAGGGGUGAGGGAGCUGGUUAAGUUGUGUCACUUUGGUUGUGGCGCUCACUUGAAGCAUGCGGCCUUAUGCUUACCUGGCACUGUCAUACCUUGAGUGUUUAGCUCAUGGGAGCAAGGUGUAGGAAAUAGGUGCUUUAGUCACUUAGUUUUAGCUCUGGGAAUGGACAAUGUGCGAAUGCAAUAGUUUGUUUUCUCUAUGACAGUGUAAUGGCGAGUAUCGGCAGCAUGUUUCAGAAAUGUUGUUACUUUCACAUGUGCGUGUCUGCCUAUCUUAGUCAUGGGUUGGUGGUUAUGGUUCAUUGCUCAUGAAUCGGUGAUGAAUCAAUAGGGCUGUUUUGAUUUUGUGAAACGUGAGAGCACAUGUAUGUGUACCAUGUGUGCGGUCCUGUUUGUCUAUUUGUAUAUAAAUGUAUAUGUAUGUCUGUCCUGUUGUGUGUAUAAAUAUAUAUUUUGCACCGAAUGUACCAAAGGUUUGGGGCUUGCAAAGUCAACCAUUAGGCCUGCUCUCUAUUUCUGUCCAACAAACACGUCCCACUCCUGGCUUCUGCCAAAUCCUUACAGAGCAUCACCCCAUGUUUGCUUGAGGGUCAGAUUUGUGGCAUGGGCAACAACACUUCACGUUAGGAUAUACAUUCACUCGGUCAGUUUGACGUUUUCCAUAAUGAGGCUUUUCUGCUGCAGAAGACUGGUAUGGUUGAUUACUGGUUUCACAUCCAAAUGAAGGCAGUUGCACCUCGCGUCUUUCCUAGUACAUUUCUGACAGGACCUGGCUCCGGUUUUCCGAAUUCCACUCUAUGCAAAGCUCCUGUAUGUGUGUCUCCAUUUCACCCCAAUGAUUGUAAUAAAAGAGAACAAAUGGCAAAUUUUGA